Messenger RNA from Exaiptasia diaphana, 1644 nucleotides. RefSeq names its product heat shock 70 kDa protein 14. Gene Ontology annotation, cellular component: cytoplasm; ribosome. The record is from RefSeq and is a predicted model, not a curated record. Gene Ontology annotation, biological process: cellular response to unfolded protein; protein refolding. Gene Ontology annotation, molecular function: ATP-dependent protein folding chaperone; misfolded protein binding; ATP hydrolysis activity. Bases 46 to 1587 code for a protein of 513 amino acids. Lineage: Eukaryota; Metazoa; Cnidaria; Anthozoa; Actiniaria; Aiptasiidae. The transcript has 17 exons.
UGCCAAGAUUUGGUCCCAGACUCCACAGUUUGCGUGUCGUCCAAAAUGGCGGACAAAGUUGCAUUUGGUGUGCAUGUUGGUUGUACAUCGGCAUGUGUUGCUAUUUGUCAGGAUGGCGAUGCCAAGAUAUUGACUAACGAUGCUGGUGAAAGAGUGACUCCAGCUGUUGUUGCUUAUACUGAAAGUGAAAAGAUUGUUGGUCUUCCAGCUAAACAAGGUUUACUCAGAGGAAAUUCAAAUAAAACUAUAGUAAGAGCAAAAAGACUGCUGGCUAAAAGUUUUCUUGAUGAAGAUGUUCAGCAAGACGUUAAAAGCUCUGAUUGCAAAAUUAUAGAGAAAGAUGGACUGCCAUACUACAGAAUUGAACAUGACAACAAGAGUACUACUAUCUCCCCUAAAGAAAUUAUAUCCACAAUUUACGGCAAAAUGCAUGAGACAGCAACAUCUCACUCUGGUUCAGGCUGUUCUUACCAUGCUGUUCUUGCUGUACCAGUGGACUACACUGAACAACAAAGGACAGAGCUAAGGGAGGCAGCUGAAGCAGCAGGAUUUCAAGUACUUAGAUUUAUCAGCAUUCCAGCAGCUGGCCUUUUAGCAUAUAAUAUUUCACAGAAUGACAGAUCUGUUGACAGCACUGUCCUUGUUUAUCGCAUUGGGGGGACAAGUCAAGAGGCUACAGUAGUAUCAGUAACCAAUGGCAUGUAUAGGAUUAUAGCACAUCACCUGGACAGUUCUUUAGGAGGAAACGAAUUUGAUGGAAUUAUUCUACAACAUUUAGCAAAUGAAUUUAAAAGGCAAUGGAAAGUUGAUCCAUUAUCAACUCGAAAGGCAAAGGCCAAGCUGGGUUCCUCGGCUGAACAUGUCAAAAAUAUUUUGUCUCGUAUGGACACAGCAACUGUAAACAUCGACUCAUUAUGUGAAGGGAUUGACUUCCAAACUAAAGUAUCAAGGGCUCGGUUUGAAUCGUUAUGCAGUCAUCUUUUUCAACAGUGUCUGUCAGUUAUUGAACAGGGAUUGAAGAAGGCAGAUAUAUCUAAAGAACGAAUAGAUAAGGUUAUUCUAGUGGGAGGCACUGCAUCAAUCCCUAAAAUACAACAAAUGCUUAAAGACUAUUUUAUUGGUAAAGAAAUUUGCCGUCGUAUCAAUCCUGAUGAAGUGAUAGCUUAUGGAGCUGCUGUGCAGGCGUCAAUUCUUCAAGGGCAAAAAGAGGAACCCGAAGCUUUACUGACUGAAUUACAAUGCAUGGCGAAAACUAUAAGUGUUUCAGUUGAUAGCGAUAGUACAAAGCUGGUCCCAGUCAUCCCUAGUCUGACUCCAUUCCCUCUCAGACGAACAUACACAUUUACAACAUCACAAGAUAACCAGGAAAGUGUUUGUUUAUCAGUGUUUGAAGUAGAUGAUGCAAUGAAUGACCAAUCAAAUAAGGCGCUUCUCUGCAAGAUUGUAUUGAAGGAUUUAUCUCCAUUGCCCAAGGGUCAGCUAAAGUUUUGUGCAACAUUUCAUGUUAGGAAGGAUGGUUCUAUGCACGUACAUUUGAUAGAAAGAGAAUCCAACAAGACAGCUGAUGUUACUAUAGAAACAGCAUAAUACGUCAGGCCCGGUACAAUUUAUAUUAAACUGAUUAACAGGAAUUAAUUUUCUAAA